This is a messenger RNA of Photinus pyralis (common eastern firefly), 1430 nucleotides long. Its product is annotated as CREB/ATF bZIP transcription factor-like. The record is from RefSeq and is a predicted model, not a curated record. The transcript is spliced from 2 exons. The coding region runs from base 145 to 855 and encodes 236 amino acids. Lineage: Eukaryota; Metazoa; Arthropoda; Insecta; Coleoptera; Lampyridae.
GGUUAUGUUCCUGCAAAAAAAGCUACGCCAUCUUGACAAAAUUACGCAGCUGGUUAAUUGUAACGUCACAUAUUUAAAAAUUAAUUAAUUUUAGUAAUUUGUGUCUUCAUUGUUCACCAAUUCACGUCAGCGAAGGCUCACGGAAUGGCAAAGUCGCGAAAUAAUUCCAUGUGCCUGAUUGAGUCAGAUUAUUUGUCCAGUGAAGAUGAAGGGAGUGACGCAUCAACUGGUUCCAAUAAAAAGACCGAUUUCUUCAAGCUACAACGAAAGGAGAAGUGUACAAGCCGAAAUGCUAUAUUGGCACGACAGAAUCGCAUACGAAAGAAAAUGUACAUCCAAAAUCUCGAGAAUAAAAUAAUCAAAUUGAGAAGUGCGAGAGAAAAGUUAAAUUCAAUUGUACAAAGUCAAUCGGUUGUUAUAUCAGAGUUACGUACGGAGGUGAAAUACAUAAGAAGCGUGCUAGCGAACAGUUCAGAUUUGAGUAAAUUAAUAAGAAAUAUAAGCAACAGCUCAGGUAUGUCUGUAACAACUUCUUUGGAUAAAUCGUUGACAGUCAACAACUGUGUUUCAAAGCUUGAUAAUAAAUCCGCUCAUCCUUGGGACGAUACAUUUAUGUCAUCACCGUUAUUGGAACUUCCUGAUUUAGAUCUACCAGAUCUUCCUCUCCCUGAUUUGGAGAAUAUACCCGAAGAACAUUCCAGUAGCAUAGUACCUCGACAGGAACAUAAUUAUACCAAGUUAGACUUUGAUGACGAUCCCGGUGUCUGUCUUCACGUAUCGAAACAUAAGGUGUCCUUGGAGUUUUGUUCACAAUGUAACGACAAUGCGUGCCAAACUUGGAAGGAAUUGGAUUAAGACUGAUCGUAAAAAUGUUGGUUUAAAAUGUCUGUAUCAUAUUAUUUAUAUUGUAUAAGUGCUCUUUCCUUACACUUUAGCCAAAAUUUGUAAAUGAGAUUUUAGGCUUCUGUAAUUUUUUCAGGAGCUUCGGGCAGCAGAGGAUUCUGGAGCUUCUCGAGAUUCUCUAUGCAGUUAAUGCCAAGUUGUCAUGCGAAUGAAAUUCUCAGCUUGUGAAGUUGGGAGAACGGGUUGAGUAUGCAAAAAAAUUGUGUCGUUCCUUUUUUUUAUUAUUUUUUUUUAAUUUCUGCUUUUGGAUUAAUUAUACAGUUGAUUUAAAGUUAUAGUCAGUAGAGGAAAAAGUUCAGUUUUGUGACCAUCACUUUGAAUCACUGCAAAAUUUAUAUCUAAGAUACCUUUCUUUGGUAGAUACAUGAUAUAGUUUGAAAAGCACCAUACUAAUUAAAAGCAAUCUUAAGUUUCAGCUGGGUGGAUCGUCAUAUCCAAUGUGGAGGAAUCGUCUAAUUUAGUAAUACGCUAUGAUGAUUGUAUUAAGUGAGUGUAAGGAAAGUAGCAAUAAAUUUUUGUUAAUGUUA